ACCGCCCCGCCCGUGGAGCAAUGAGGCGGCCGUGUCCGAGUCACGUGAGGGCGCUCCCCCGCCGGCGGGGGGGGCGCGGGGCGGACGUGGACAGUUCCCACAAUGCCUGGCGGCAGGCGGCUGCUCCGCUCCGGUAGCUCAACAUGAACUUUAACGAUCAAGAUCACUUAAAAAGUGAACAGAACAAUAUUUUUCCUUCUGAGAGCUGGCAACAGGAUUCUGAGUUUCUCCUGCACUGCUGUUCUGUUUGUUACCUUUUCCUGGAACAGGACAUGGAGCUAUGUUCCUUUCUUCAUGUUAGGUGCUAAGGAAGUUAUUUGCUUCUUCAGAGGAGAUGCAUAUCCAUGAAAUUACAUUUUGUGCAAGUUGUCGGUAACUCUGUUGGCAAUGUCUAUGAUUUUAUCUGCCUCCGUGGUCCGCGUGAGGGAUGGACUCCCACUGUCUGCUUCUACCGAUUAUGACCAGAGCACGGGCAUGCAGGAAUGUAGAAAAUACUUUAAAAUGCUCUCAAAGAAAUUAUCUCAGCUUCCUGAUAGGUGUACUCUGAAAACUGGGCAAUAUAAUAUAAACUUUAUAAGUUCUCUGGGAGUAAGCUACAUGAUGUUGUGCACUGAAAAUUAUCCCAGUGUCCUGGCUUUCUGCUUCCUGGAUGAGCUUCAGAAGGAGUUCAUCACUACCUACAAUAUGAUGAAGACAAAUACUGCUGUCAGACCGUACUGUUUUAUAGAGUUUGAUAAUUUCAUUCAGAGGACCAAACAGAGAUAUAACAACACACGUUCUUUGUCAACAAAGAUGAAUCUUGCUGACAUGCAGACAGAGAUCAAACUGAGACCACCUUAUCAAAUCUCCGUGUCAGAACUUGGCUCAGCUAAUGGGUUCGCACAUUUAUCUGUGGCAGAAUACAAGGGUGCUGGUAAGAUAUCUGCAGCUCCACAUCAGCGUCUGGAACCUGUGACUCUGCCAGGGAUUGUCUCAUUUGUUCUUAGUUUGUUAUGUGGGGCUUUGAAUUUAAUUCGUGGCUUUCAUGCCAUAGAAAGUCUUCUCCAGAAUGAAGGUGAAGAUUUCAGCUACGUUAUUGCAUUUUUUCUUGGAACAGCAGCCUGUUUGUACCAGUGUUACCUGUUUGUAUACUACACGGGCUGGAGGAAUGCCAAAUCCUUCCUGAAUUUUGGGUUAAUUUGCCUGUGUAACAUGUACCUGUAUGAACUGCGCAACCUGUGGCAGCUCUUCUUUCACGUGACUGUGGGAGCGUUUUCUACCUUACAAAUUCGACUGCGACAACCACAGGGCAAGUCCCCUGAUUACAAUGUCUGACAAGUCCUGGAACGUUUAGCAGCGGUCUUGUUCCAACAGUUAUCCACUCUCAGGAAUGUAAAGCUGUUCUCCAAAAGAAGAAGCUGUCUGGUCUCGAUGGGGCUUUUUGGGUUUUUUGUGUUCUCUCUCCCUCCACCCCCCCCCUUUUUUUUUUUUAAAUAAAGCAAUGUAAGAUGCCUAUGGACAUUUUUUGCUUAAUGGUUAAACUUUUUUCUUUUUUAAAGAACUGAGGACACACAACAAUCCGGGACUAGAGGAGGAAAACGGAUCAUAUCCAUGCAGUGAAAUGUAUGUAGGGACACCAAGAUCGGGGAAUUUGACUGGUGGCACAAAAUAGCUUCAUUUGAAAGUAUGGAAGGAAUGUACAGAAUAAGUCUUCUGCAUAUCAUGCAAGCUGUUCACUUCCAAAAUCAGUUUUGCCUUUGUGAGGCAGUAGAGGAUAGGCUAAAUAAAUAAUAACAAUAAUAAUAAUGCUGUUGCAUAUUAGCAAAGUAGAUUUGGAACAUGUAAGAUGUUAAAUUUUGGAAUGUUUGUUUCACGUUGACAUAUAUGUGAAUGUUUUCUUAAUUAAAAUGUAACCUGGAAACUCGA
Molecule: messenger RNA, 1905 nt
Organism: Columba livia (rock pigeon)
Lineage: Eukaryota; Metazoa; Chordata; Aves; Columbiformes; Columbidae
Gene: SEC22A
Product: SEC22 homolog A, vesicle trafficking protein
Exons: 8
Coding region: 388-1314 (308 amino acids)
Biological process (GO): endoplasmic reticulum to Golgi vesicle-mediated transport
Cellular component (GO): membrane
Source: RefSeq, a predicted model, not a curated record